Molecule: messenger RNA, 3323 nt
Organism: Myxocyprinus asiaticus (Chinese sucker)
Lineage: Eukaryota; Metazoa; Chordata; Actinopteri; Cypriniformes; Catostomidae
Product: P2Y purinoceptor 4-like
Exons: 2
Coding region: 1214-2188 (324 amino acids)
Biological process (GO): phospholipase C-activating G protein-coupled receptor signaling pathway; positive regulation of Rho protein signal transduction
Cellular component (GO): membrane
Molecular function (GO): G protein-coupled receptor activity
Source: RefSeq, a predicted model, not a curated record
UUUCAGUAUUUUUCACUGAUUUUAAUUAUUAUGUAUGUACAUACAAAUUGGGAUCUAAAUGCAGAGACUAAAAAUGAAAUGUUUUUCAUUACAGUUCAUUCUGAGCAAAAACUGUAUUUUUUCUUUCCGGUUCAGAAGUUCUGCAGCCUCCUUUCCAAAUCGUAACCGGUUAGAACAAAAUAAAAGAACAGUUAAUAAAGUUAUUUUUAAAGUGACAGUACUCUGCACUAAGGGGUGGGUGAAAUACCAAUUGCAGUGUUGCCAGAUCUCGCAACAGAAACAAGCAACAUGGUCUGGAAAAACAAGCCCAAAAUAAGCCAAUUGCCUCACCAAAAUAAGCUAAAAUUUGCACAAAUUUUUUUUUUUUGUAUUAACAUAGAAAUCAUUACAGUAUACAGUUAAUUAACAGUUAAAUAUAAUUUUAAUUACAGAUCUGCUUCUCAGUCAAAACCCGACAGCAUCAAAUCUGUAGUAAUGCAUCAAAUCUAACAAUAAUUCACUGAAGACAUGGAAACAACUGAGAAAUGUACUUUUUACCUCUAAUAAUGUUUUCUUUGUAUCUCGAUUAGCCGUGCAUGUACCGUAUAUGUACUAAUUAUACAUAGUUUAAUUAUACAUAAAAACGUCAUCAUUCACAGAAGGCUACAUCCACAACUUUGCCAGUUGAGCAAAGAAAUGCGUGAUGCAGCAGUUUCCUUCAGGAUCAAAGCACGUUUCAUUUUUUCAGGCAACAUGAUGUGGUGUAGUUCCAAACAUUUACUGUGAUAAAUCCUUUGGCCUUUAGUUUCAUGAAAAAAUUAUUGCAAUGAAAUUAACCGGUUAUAACCGGUUACCAGCAUUUAAAAAUAAAGUUUUCACUCCAGAACAAUUGAAAAUCACGUUGUUCCGGUUUUCAGUUAUGUUCUGCUAAAUAUUUUGCUUUUCGGCUUUCGUUUUCGUUCCUUGAACCAUUUUUAGUCCCUGUCUAAAAGUCUGGGACCAACUGUAAAAAAGAUUUUCAAUUGUUCUAAAAACAAAAUCACAGUUUUUGACAUCAAUAAAUUAUAUUUUGAGCAUAACAAUUUGAAUGAAAAGUUGAAUAAUAAUAAAAAAAAAAAAUGAUAAUAACAUGAAUUUCAGAACUUGACCUGUUGAUCCAUGGGAUCCCAACAUGAACUGAGAAUGUUUUAAAGAGCAUCUUGUGUGCUUCAAUGAAAGCAAGUGCUCGAUCAACAUGGCAAACAACACAACAAAUGAAAUCUAUACAAACACGUCACAUCUACAAAUCUACAGAAAUACCACUAACCAAACAAAUCACUGGAGUGUGUUGUUUCUUAUCAUUGUGGAUAAGUGCAAUGCGAAAGAUGCUACCUAUGUUCGCUUUCCGAUCGACAUCUUUACUUUCGUGGUGGCCCUCCCAACAAAUGUGGCUCUGCUAUGGCUGCUGAUGAGGGGCAGCAAAGCACUAUCACCCUCUGAAGUUUUGGCGCUCAAUCUUGCCCUGGUGAACAUAAUCUUUUGUAUCUAUCUUCCUCUUGACAUGUACCUUACUGUUAGUGGACGCUCUGGACUGAUUGUCAAAGUUUCAGAGGCCAUCUCAAUCCUCAACCUCUUCACCUGUCCUCUUCUCUUGACCAGUAUGUGUGCAGAGCGCUAUAUGGCCGCAAGACAUGCAGUGCUCUACAUGAAACUAGCGAGUAAAUGGGAGUAUCGAGCUCUCUGCUCUGCCAUUAUCUGGAUCUUUACGUUUUCCAUUGCAGUGAUUACCUUCUUCCUCAGACUACACACAGUGGCUGCGUACUUGUCAAUCAUCCUUGAUUUUUUCUUACUGUUCAUGCUGGGGUGUCUGGUGGGCAUUGUGUGUGUACUGUGUAAAAAGGGUCCAGGUGACAGCAAAACUGGUGGAGGAACUGGGUCAUCCAUAAAGAACAGAGCUCUAAAGAAUACUGUAGUGGUUCUAAUCCCAACAUUUAUAAUCUAUGCUCCUCUCCUGGCUCUAGCCCCUUACAUAAUGACACUUACGGAAGAUGAUCAACACAAUGUUUCCACCUUAGACUGUGACCUCUUGAAUCUGUUCCAUGCUUUCCCCAGUCUUGGGGCCUGUAUUGGGCCUUCGUUUUACGUGGCUCGUGCAAGACAACUAUUCUGCAGUAAGAAGGAUGCUGGAAAAGGGCAAACCACAACUCAAGAGCUACAGCAUUCCAAGUGAAGUUUCCAAUAAGGCUUAUUCAUCUAAUAGUUGCUACUUUAUGAAAAUGCAUGACCAUUAAUGAUUUACUAGAACACCAGUUUUGUUAGAUAAGCACACUUAAAAUUACUGGUAACAUUUUACAAUAAGGUUCCAUUCAUUAACAUUAGUUAAUGCAAUGGGUAACAUGAACACACAAUAAAAAUAUAUCUUCUACAGCAUCUAUUAAUAUUUGUUAAUGUUAGUUAAUGAAAUUACAAUUGUUCAAUAUUAGUUUAAGUUAGUUCAUAGUGCAUUAACUAAUGCUAACAAAUGAAUCUUUUCAUUUUUAAAUAUAUUAUAUGCUGAAAUUAACAUGAACAAAGAUUAAUAAAUAAAAGUAUUGUUCGUUGUUAGUUCAUGUUAACUAAUGUAGUUAACUUAUGUCAACAAAUGGAACCUUAUUGUAAAGUGUUACCAAAUUAUUCAUAAUUAUUAUAUUAUCUUUAAUCUUUAAAUUUUGUGUAUUGUCUGCAAUUUUACUCCUGUAAAGAAAUUAUGUAAAGUCAUUAUUAAGGAAGUGAUUAUUAGUCACUAAUAUCCAAAUUAUCUUUUAGUUCCUCUGGGUUUUCAGACAAAUCUUAAAGAAAGGAAGGUAUCUUUAUUUUCUUAUAUAUAAAAAAAAUAAAAAUAGUAAAAGUGUGUUAAGAAAAGUACUUUGUGUUAGUAAAAGUACCUUGUUUGCUCUUUUAGCUUUCUUCACAGUAACUAACUAGAUAUUACUUUUUCAUUAUUAUCUACAUUUUCCAUGCAAAUGCCAUGAGAGCAUUUUAGGAAUGUAUAUGAUGCAGCAGUAAACAGGUAGGUUAAGUCUGGGGAAAGUGGCGUAAUGUUUGUUGGUGCUUGUGUCCAUCAGCAAGAACAUAUGCAGUGUUAUGUUGAUUCUAGAACACUAUAUGCACAGUGACUUUAACAUUAAAAAAACUGAAAAACACCCAUGCUUGAAAUGAUUCAAUAUACCUAUGUCCUGCUUCUUGAACUGUAUGUAUACUAUAUUUUUAAUAAUUAAAAUGUCUUUAUUUAGAUAAAAACAACAGGCCUAUGCUUAAUGCAUAUAAAAAAUUGAAACAUUUUUGUAUGUAUUUCCAUAAAACCCUGCAAUGUAAGACCACAUGGA